Molecule: messenger RNA, 447 nt
Organism: Closterium sp. NIES-67
Lineage: Eukaryota; Viridiplantae; Streptophyta; Zygnematophyceae; Desmidiales; Closteriaceae
Source: the annotation of a GenBank genome assembly
ACCUGACCUUGACCAAUGUCACCGUCACCAGUAACGCAGCCUCGGGUGGCGGCGGCGGUGGCGGAGUUACCGCGCCUUACGUCGGUGGCGCGGUCGGUGGCGGGGGUGGCGGGGGCGGCGCUCUCGGCGGACAAUUCGGUGGUCACGGUGGUUCUUCAGGCUUUGGGACCGGCGUGUAUGGCGGUACUUCCGGCACUGCCAACGCCGGCGGCACCGGCGGCGGCUAUCACCCCAGUUACAUGGGCGGCAAAGGCGGUACCAGCGUCGGCGGCGCAGGGGGGGUGGGCGUAGCCAACUACAGCAAUGGCGGGGCCGGUGGCACGGCGAACAAUGGCACUAUUUCCAUUGGCGGCGGUGGUGGCGGCUCCGGUUGGGACAAACCUGGCCGUGCGGGCGCCUCGGCCAGUGGCGCGAGGCAGUGAGUGGUUUCAGCCUGUCGGACUUGAC